AUGUUGUUUUUCUCAUUCUUGUCCUGUAACUCAUUGUCUUGCUGCCUCAACAGCCAGGUAAGCCCUAAUCCUACAAAUCAGAUCUGUACAAGCCUGGAGGACGUCCAGGAUGAAAUCGUCAACGUUCACAAUGCGUUUCGGAGAGCGGUCGUUCCAACCGCCAGCAACAUGCUUAAGAUGAACUGGAGUGAGGAAGUGGCCACAUCGGCUCAGGAUUGGGCGAACACCUGCGCGAUGGCGCACGGCCCACCCAGCAGCCGCAUGCUCGGAUCAUAUCAGAUGGGUGAAAACCUGUUCAAAAGCUCUGAGUUGUUGCCGUGGACUGAUGUCGUGACAGCAUGGCACAACGAAGUGGCCAAUUACAACUAUCCCACAGGGUCCGCCAACGGGAAAGAAAUCGGCCACUACACACAGGUGAUCUGGUUCAGCUCGUAUGAGGUCGGCUGCGGUGUGGCGAAGUGCGGGAAUGACUAUUUCUACGACUGCCAAUACUAUCGAGCAGGGAAUUACAGAAGAGUGCCACCGUACUCACUGGGAGAACCCUGCUCGGCCUGUCCGCAAGCUUGUGACAACAAACUAUGCACCAAUCCUUGCCCUUACGUCAACACGUUCGCCAAUUGCCCCGCCUUGAAAAAACAGGGCCCGUGUAGCGACUACCUGCAAAAAUGGUGCUCGGCUCAGUGCUUCUGCACCACCGAGAUCAUUCCUACUAAUUAGAAAAGGAUGACAGGAACUGCUGCGAUUAUCCAGGCUGCAUUACAAAUCUCCAAAACUCGCAGACUUCCCCUCAUCGUUUCCUCUGAAGCAAUCGAGACAUUGAUAUACUUUAUUGAAUUCUAUAACAGACUGUGUGAUAACGUGUUCUCCAUGAAGAUCCUCUAACUAUACAUCUACGUUUAAAGAAUUGAACUAUGUUGUGCUUUAUGUUAUCAUUAAGAAUAAUUCAGAAUGGUUUGCUUUAUUAUCAUAUGUGUGUAGAGACUCGGUAAACACUCACGCAUAAAACUAACAAUCCACCCUGUACGACUUGCACAUUAAUCUUUAGCGUUAAAAUGUGAUCUUCGGCAGUGUACAAUAUAUAUUUUGUAAGAAAUCCUGGCUUAACUUUUAAACUUUCAUUGAUAUCUUGGUCUACUUUGCUUAAUGGCUUCCGAUGUUACACACAACGCAGUUCGACUACCUACUGAUAUUUGUGCAGUGGGAUUUAGCCCUCGCUUCAUCUCUACCUAAAGGGAGCGAUGCAGCGGCACUUUAGUCCUUUAGUCUGUCCAGCUCUGUCACUUCUUCAUUUGUACACUCUGCUCAAACAGCUCAGCUUCCAAAAGCUUCAGCUUUCAUGCUCAUACCACCAUCGAUGCUAUCAUGCUCUUCAUCUGGGUGGAGUUUUCCUUUAAGUCCUUGAUUCCAAACUAAGACUACAGGUGGUCCAGAAAUGAUAUCGGUUUUCCAGGCCACUCAGUCGAAAUAAUACAUGUGAGUCGUACAAUUGAAACAGAAUGCAGCAGAGUCGAUGUAAAUGAUGCGAAUGCAAAUUGCGAAUGCAAAAAACAAUGAUUUCCUUCAAAUGUGUCGAAGGAUGGAAUGUGGCGUAAGUAAUUAUAUGCAAGAACAUUUUGUUCAACGUGAAGUGGGUUAUUACUGUGUAAUUGGGGUAUAAUAAUAUAUUGUACUACAGCAGAUAUCCAGCAGAUGGCGGUAUUGCGCAAUAAUAGGACUCAGGGGUUCAUUACGGUAAACAUUUGAUGACUGUUGUCUUUUUGGUUGCUUACUUCAUUCCUUUCUUAUAUUAAACUGUGACUCUACUGACAAAAAUGCAUGUUGUAUGAACGUUUCAUUUUGACUGGACCUGGAAAAUAAGUGCCCUCGCACUGAGACUUUAUAUCCACAUUUACAAACAGAAGAAAUAUUGAAGUGUGUUAAAUUUUUCCACAAUAUUUACCUCACAUUUUAAAUCUUUGCGGUCAUUAAGGGUAUUUUUUUAUGUUCUAAGGGGUUCACAAACUUUUUG
This is a messenger RNA of Ictalurus furcatus (blue catfish), 2008 nucleotides long. Its product is annotated as cysteine-rich venom protein pseudechetoxin. The record is from RefSeq and is a predicted model, not a curated record. The coding region runs from base 1 to 717 and encodes 238 amino acids. Lineage: Eukaryota; Metazoa; Chordata; Actinopteri; Siluriformes; Ictaluridae. The transcript is spliced from 7 exons. Gene Ontology annotation, cellular component: extracellular region.